UCCCGCACAAAAUUGCGUAAUGCAACAAGCCAGUACAUCAGCUUUCAACAAACGAGCUCCACUGCGCUAAGGAGCUCAACGUGAUGUCAUUUGUAACGCAGCUGUCCCAAGCUCCAUCCUCCGCCGUGAAACUCAAUUGGCAAACCAAGAAGCAAUUGACCACGCGUACCUCUCAGAAAUAACAUAUACGCUUCACAAAUAUAUCUGCAAAACCUUCAGCAAUGUCCUUCCGAGCUCCUCUCCGACGUAUCGCCCUCGCCAGGCCUGCUUUUGCUACACGGGGCUUCCACUCAACCCCUCGUGCUUUGGUCCGCAUUGGCCAAGAGAUUCCUGACCUUGACGUCCUUCUUGAGGACUCACCCGGUAACAAAGUCAAUCUUGCUGAGGAGUUCAAGUCAGCCAAUGGAUACAUCGUCGGCGUUCCUGCUGCCUUUUCCGGAACGUGCUCCAGCAAGCACAUCCCCUCUUACAUCAACCACCCCAAGCUCAAGCAGGCCGGUCAGGUCUUUGUUGUAUCUGUCAAUGAUCCCUUUGUCAUGAAGGCUUGGAGCGAGCAGCUCGACCCCGCUAAGCAGACCGGCAUCCGAUUCCUUGGUGACCCUACCGGUGAGUUCACUAAGGCUCUGGACCUUGGCUUCGAAGCGUAUGCGGUCUUUGGUGGUAUGCGAGGAAAGCGAUAUGCCCUCAAGGUAGAGGAUGGCAAGGUCAGCAAGGCGUACGUCGAGCCUGACAACACUGGCAGCGCUGUCUCCAUGGCAGAGCAAGUGCUCGACUAAAUUAGCCUAUCUAUGUAUAUCUAGGUGCAGUGUCCUUUUGGUGUUAUCUCAAACACCUUGAGAGCAUCUUGUAAUCCAAAUAUAUCACUACAGUACUCAUGUGGAUUCGUUAUCUCAGUCACCCAAUUUCUUUUGACUUUGACACCUCCCCCAUUUAUCAUCAU
This is a messenger RNA of Fusarium redolens, 940 nucleotides long. Its product is annotated as Redoxin. Bases 222 to 776 code for a protein of 184 amino acids. The transcript is spliced from 4 exons. Gene Ontology annotation, biological process: cellular response to oxidative stress; hydrogen peroxide catabolic process; cell redox homeostasis. Lineage: Eukaryota; Fungi; Ascomycota; Sordariomycetes; Hypocreales; Nectriaceae. The record is from RefSeq and is a predicted model, not a curated record. Gene Ontology annotation, cellular component: cytosol; mitochondrion; peroxisome. Gene Ontology annotation, molecular function: thioredoxin peroxidase activity.